AUGGCUAGACCGACCCUCACUUCCUUCUUGGUGUUUGUUUUCUUUGGAACCCCUUGCUGGGGCUAUCUUCUAGACGGCAGCCCCUCCUCUUUUGCCCAGUACCCACGCUGGCACGCAGGCCUAAAUGGAACCCUGUCUCUGAAAUUCCGCACGCGGGAACCUAAUGGUUUAUUGCUGUAUACGGACGAUGGCGCCGCCAGAGAUUUCUUCGAAGCCAAGUUAGUGGAAGGCAUUGCUCGUCUCAGGUUCAAUCUUGGAGGUGGCACAGCCAUCCUCACUGCUGGAAAGAACUUGCACGACAGCCAGUGGCACAACUUUCAGAUCACUCGCAAUGCCGAAGAGACCGCUCUGACAGUGGACGGUGAAAUACAAAAGCGGUUGACUGCAGGUCCUGAUUACAUGUUCGGCAAUGCAACGGCCAACGGUGCCGUUUUUGUCGGUGGCUUGCCUGCCUGGUACGGCUCGAAACUAGGCCUGCUGUCUCUGCCUUCUGCAUUCUUCGAGCCAAGGUUUCAAGGCUCAAUAAAGGAGGUUGCUUUUGCGAGUGAUGACGGCGUCCUGCGGGAACAGGAGCUUCAGGAGUCCCAAGGCAUCCGCUCGUCCACCCUGCGCGUGCCCCCCGGGGGUGAAGAAGGAGAUGCGGAGGACCACUGCGAAAGGGACAAUCCUUGCCUCAACAGUGGAUCGUGCAUCUCGACGGAUGCGGGACCCGCCUGCGACUGCAGGGACACCGAUUACGAGGGAGACGUCUGCGAGCAAAAGCGACCUCCUUCGGAAGCAAGCUUCACCGGCUCAGAGUACUUGCACUUUGGGGUCGGAGGAGGCGGAGGAGAACCCUUGGUAGGUGCGAGCGACCGACUCUCUUUGCAAUUCAGAAGCAGACAGUCUGCUGGUCUGCUAUUUCUGGCUCAACACGGAGACGAUUUUUUGCACGUCGCCCUGAAGGGGGGCGGGGUGGCCGUGCACGUCAAAAUCGGCUCCGGAAACGUCGAGAAAGUGGUGCGUCCAGCCAAGGUUCGCUUCGACGAUAACCAAUGGCACAGGAUUGUAGUGCACAGAAAAGUUCGAGAAAUCACCAGAGCCACCGGAUUUUGUCACGUGUCAGUGACAGUCGAUGGCGUCUACACGGAAAAAGGUUCUACAGCAGGUGCCUUCAGUUUGCUGUCAAGUAGCGUGAUAUAUGUAGGUGGAGCCGCCCCCACUGCUGCUGCGUCCCUCCUACCAGCUUCAAGGGUCAGGAACAAUUUCGUAGGUUGCGUGCGGAAGGUGGAAUUUGUGGCAGACAGCGUUUCCUUGGAUUUACUCUCCCUUGCAAAGUCUCAGAGUAAUCUUCUUCGUUACCAUGGAGACGUCCAAUUUUUCUGUCAAGAAAUGGAAGCUGCGGAUCCAAUCACCUUCACCACAAGGGAAUCAUUUUUGGCUCUGUCGAGCUGGUCGGGGAGUCAGACCGGAAGCGUGGCCUUCCGCUUCCGGACCAACGAAGCCACGGGCCUUCUUCUCUACAACGGCGGGCAGGGCGGUGACGUGUUCGCUAUAGAACUGCUGGACGGGCAUGUGCACCUCACCCUGGGACUAGGCUCCGGCGCAGCCAAGGUCCGGGCCUCGGCGCGUCGCUGCGAUGACGGCGCCUGGCACUCCGUCACGCUGCGCCGCGAAGGCAGACAGGGCAGAAUCGCCGUGGACGAGGCAGCCUACGAUUUCACUACCCCAGGGCCUGCCAGCCAACUGGACCUGGAGGGGCCCCUGUUCGUCGGAGGCCUCCCGCCUUCAGACCAGGGCCCGGGCGUACCCCCCGAAGUGUGGACAGCUAAGCUGAACUACGGCUACGUUGGCUGCCUGCGCCAGCUGGUGGUGGACGGACGAACCGUGGAUUUGUCCGCGCAAGCUCGCGAGCAGGACUCUGGCAGCCUGCGACCUUCUUGCCACACGAGUCCUUCUCAAUGCGACUCCAAUCCUUGCUUGAACGGCGGCAUAUGCUCUGAGGGAUGGAACAGAUUUAUUUGCGACUGUACACGUACAGGGUUCACAGGACCUGUAUGCGCAAAAGAUGCCAGCGAACUGAGUUUCGACGGGGGUCAGUAUCUGAAGAUCGAAAUCAGCGAAGGAUCGAGAACGCAGGCGGAGGACGUACAACUGCGAUUUCGGACACCAAGACCAGGAGGUCUACUGAUGGCCACUACCUCUGACAAAUCUUCCACAUUUUUAGCUCUUGGACUAGAAGGAGGGAAAUUGAGAAUCAUCAUCAACCUUGGCAAUAAAAACAAGGUUAUUGAUUUAGGACAAAACUUGAACGACGACACCUGGCACACUGUACAUCUCCGUCGGAGAGGACACAAAAUGGACGUCCACCUGGACUCGGAUUCCAAGAGCUAUGAUCUAGGAGAAGUGGACUCAUUAACUUUAGAUGUGCAACUGCUGCAUAUAGGGUCUGUACAUCCAGAGCAUUUGAAGCCAAUUCAAGAGAUGUCCAAUUUCGUGGGACAUUUACAACACCUGGUUUUUAACAGGAAGCACUACCUAGAUAUGGUCCACAGUGGUCAAAUUGCACACUUCAAACUAACAGCAAAAUUUGGGAAGAAGGACCAUAUAGUUCACCAUCCAGUGACGUUCAAAUCCAAGUUUACUUUCCUUGGCCUUCCUCAAUUACGAGCUUACUCCACCCUCAACUUGUAUUUCCAAUUUAAGACGAUGGAGCCCAAUGGACUUCUGCUGUACAACGGUGGCAAGGGACAAGAUUUCUUGGCUGUGGAACUUGUCGAUGGGCAUCUUCAUUAUGUCUUCAACUUGGGCGAUGGACCAAGGGGUGUCCGCUCGAAUACACGCAGCACCCUUAAUGAUAACCAAUGGCAUGCUGUAACAAUUGGAAGGCCAUCUGCACAUCAACAUACUUUGAUGGUGGACGACACAAUCACCAAAGUCACAAGUCAAGGUCCAAAUACGCAUCUGGAUCUCCAGGGUCUGCUCUACGUGGGAGGCGUGCGUCGCUCCAUGUAUUCCUCCUUGCCCAGGUUAUUGCAUUCUAGGCAGGGUUUCCAAGGAUGCCUAGCCUCUUUGGAUUUGAACGGAGAGACGGGAGAUUUGGUCCGUGACGCUCUAAUUCCUUCAACACUAGUUUCUAGAGGUUGUGCAGGUCCAAUAACAAAAUGUAGCCACACAGCUUGUGCUAACCACGGGGUCUGCGUUCAGAUGUGGAAUAGCUACGCCUGUGAUUGUGAUAUGACCUCCUUUUCGGGACCAAUUUGUGCCGAUGAGAGUAUAUCUUACGAGUUCGGUCCAGGCACAGGAUUGAUCACCUUCACCUUUCCCCCGGACAAGAUGCCGGACACCAAGUCCGAUUUGGUGGCGUUGGGAUUCAUCACGAUGGCCGAUAAUGGCGUCCUGGUUCGCAUUGACAGCGGAACAUCCAACGACUACAUGGAACUCGAGAUCGUGGAUGGUAAUGUAUUUAUGGUGUACAACAUGGGCACAGAAGAUCAUCCCAUUGGUGAGCACAGCGUCCAUGUUAAUGACGGACAGUACCACGUAGUUCGCUUCACGCGGUCCGGACCUAACUCCACGAUCCAGGUAGACGACCACAACGUCCGAGUCAAGCAGCCACCUGGUCGACAAUUGACAGUCUUCAACAGUCAUUCGACAGUGCAGGUGGGAGGCAAGAGGAAUCCUUUGCGAGGGACUGGGAGCAUCGAAAGACCGUUCCAAGGAAUCAUUUCAGGCUUGGUGGUCAACGGAGAUAGGAUAUUGGACAUGGCAGCAGAAGAUGACCCGCGAAUAUCGGUCAGUGGCGAUGUUGAGCUGCUCAUGUCCUUGCCUCUGUCCUUGCAGCAGAGAUCUGUGCCCCAGCAGCAUUCUCAUCACCAACAAAUGCAACAGCACGCUGGUGCUUCACCGAACUACGAAGGAGAUGAUUUGGUCUAUUCUGGAGGUGGAGGGUCUGGUUGCUGGGAUGACGAAGACGAUUGUGGAGAAGUGGAAUCAACCACAGGCGAUGAUCUCAUCACGCCGGUCUACAUCCCGCCGACACCAAGGCCCUACCCUCGCACCACCCCCAGCUUGUCGGCUGCCGCUGGGGGCAGCAACUACGUGCAGGGGCGCUCCUCGGCUCCCCCACGACACACAGGCGGAGGCCUGGAGGAUACCACCUGCGACGACGAGGAAGACUGCGCAGAGGGCGGCGGCUCCGGAUUCGGAGCAGAGCUCGGAUUCACUUCGCACCUCAACACCCCCGCGACGCCGGCUUUCGUGACCACCAGUGGGCACAGGGAUCAGUCGGAAAACCAGUACGUGAGUCCACCCCGCGCCCUACCCGCUCCGACCCACGAGAUCGACGAAGUGCACUGGGUGGUGGCCACGCCCCCGUCUCUCCCUCCCUCGACAUCACAGCCGAUUGAAGUCUACAACAGACCUCCUCCAGAGGAGGUGGUGGUGGUGACGCACCGAAGACCACCUGCGCCAGUUUAUCCAAUCAUCCCACAGCAGACCCCGCGUCCCCCAUACCGGACAACGUCGCGCGCCCCGCCGUCUGUUUACGGAGUGCCCAUCCCCGAAAUGCCCGUGACGGGCAGAGAGCGCAACAAGCCGCCCCCGAAGGUCAAGACAUCGUCUGCGGCUGACAAUACGGCCUUAGUCAUCGGCAUCAUCGCUGGCGUUCUGAUCGUUGUGGUCAUCAUUGCGCUGGUCGUGUACCGGGUGCGCAGCUGGACACUGGCAGCCACACCGGGGGCCAGUGCCUACAAAGCGGAGGAGGCCAAAAGGUACCACUUCCCGCCAGCGGGCACCGCUCCUUACCCUUCACAACCGCCAUCCGCUCAGCACAUGAAUGGGGCUCUUAAAUGCGAUCAAAACAAGAUGGUCAAGCAGCCCAAGAAGAAAGACGUCAAAGACCUUAAAGAGUGGUACGUGUGAAGGCAACAGAGCACGAUGACUUUGCUCGCGUUUACAACUAGAAAGCACUCGUUCCAACUGUACUUGGUCUCAAGUUCGUAGAGUGAAUGUCGAGUGCUUUUUACGGAUCACAUUAUACGAAACACCCGCUUCAGGAGGAUGUACGCUUAUGUCUCGCAAGCCGACCGCUGGUGUCUCGAACAGGCAUCCAAGUACGAGAACACGUCACCAAUAUCGCUGGACGAGAACAGAAAUUUCGCCGUGUUUCUGAUUCAUUCCAAUACACCCAUUUGUCUCGACGUCUAUAACACUGACUUCAACAGAUGCUCGGGACUUUGACUGUGCCUCAAAGAAACUGCGCUUGCGUUGGAUCAAAAGCCUCAUUCCAGUUAAUUGCACAUGAGUGGAAACUUAGUUUCCCACGCGAAAGAAGAACAUUUUUUU
This is a messenger RNA of Uloborus diversus, 5325 nucleotides long. RefSeq names its product neurexin-1-like. Lineage: Eukaryota; Metazoa; Arthropoda; Arachnida; Araneae; Uloboridae. Bases 1 to 4902 code for a protein of 1633 amino acids. The record is from RefSeq and is a predicted model, not a curated record. The transcript is spliced from 20 exons.